CGUUGUGCUGUGGGAUUCGCGGACCCCUCUGGCCGCGCUCUGGCUGUUUCACCGCGCCCCGGCUGGGACUUGGAGUCUCUUAUCUUUCCCUGGUGUGGUACAUGACCCGGAAGCCUCGGCUGGCCGCCGCGUCAUCCAUGGCGCCGGCGCAGAGCGAGAAGGAGGUGGGAACGCCGUGAAGCAAGAGCGGUAGGCAGAGCGGGGAGGCGAACUGCAACAGAGUUCUUGCUUUCCGGCAGGUGAUGGCGCCCCUCGCGGCCUAGAGGUCCAGCGCCCGCCGCGAGCAGCGGACAGUCCUCCUGUUGUGUCCGACCGAGAGUCCUGGUGACUUUGAACAUGCUGGUGCCGCUAGCCAAGCUGUCCUGCCCGGUUCAUUGCCAUUUUCAUAGCCUGCUGGCAUGAAAGAUGUAGACACCAAUGUGCCAUCAGUGUGACUUUGAUAUGGUGAUGCUAUGAGUUCAGUGGACUUUGUGACCUCUCUUCUCAACCACGGAGACUGAAUAUUCAAAUGUCUAAACAUAUCAGUGCUUUCAUGCCUUAAAAAUUAAGAAAAAUUAUCUACCUCUAUGUGCUACAAGAUGGUCUUCAACUUCUACUGUGCCUCGAAUUACUACCCAUUAUACUAUUUAUCCCCGCGAUAAGGACAAGAGAUGGGAAGGAGUGAACAUGGAAAGGUUUGCAGAAGAAGCAGAUGUUGUAAUAGUUGGUGCAGGCCCUGCAGGGCUCUCUGCAGCUGUUCGUCUAAAACAGUUGGCUGCGGCACAUGAAAAGGACAUCCGUGUGUGUCUAGUGGAGAAAGCUGCCCAGAUAGGAGCUCAUACUCUCUCAGGGGCUUGCCUUGAUCCAGGUGCUUUUAAAGAACUCUUCCCAGACUGGAAAGAGAAGGGGGCUCCACUUAACACUCCUGUGACAGAAGACAGAUUUGGAAUUUUAACAGAGAAAUACAGAAUUCCUGUGCCAAUUCUUCCAGGGCUUCCAAUGAAUAAUCAUGGCAAUUACAUUGUACGCUUGGGACAUUUAGUGAGCUGGAUGGGCGAACAAGCAGAAGCCCUUGGUGUUGAAGUAUACCCUGGUUAUGCAGCUGCUGAGGUCCUUUUUCAUGAUGAUGGUAGUGUAAAAGGAAUUGCCACUAACGAUGUAGGGAUACAAAAGGACGGUGCACCAAAGGCAACAUUUGAGAGAGGACUGGAACUACAUGCUAAAGUCACAAUUUUUGCAGAAGGUUGCCAUGGACAUCUAGCCAAGCAACUAUAUAAGAAGUUUGAUUUGAGAGCAAAUUGUGAACCUCAAACCUACGGGAUUGGACUGAAGGAGUUAUGGGUUAUUGAUGAAAAGAACUGGAAACCUGGGAGAGUAGAUCACACUGUUGGUUGGCCCUUGGACAGACAUACCUAUGGAGGAUCUUUCCUCUAUCAUUUGAAUGAAGGUGAACCCCUAGUAGCUCUUGGUCUUGUGGUUGGUCUAGACUAUCAGAAUCCAUACCUGAGUCCAUUUAGAGAGUUCCAGAGGUGGAAACACCAUCCUAGCAUUCGGCCAACCUUGGAAGGUGGAAAAAGGAUUGCAUACGGAGCCAGAGCUCUCAAUGAAGGUGGCUUUCAGUCUAUACCAAAACUCACCUUUCCUGGUGGUUUACUAAUUGGUUGUAGUCCUGGUUUUAUGAAUGUUCCCAAGAUCAAAGGUACUCACACAGCAAUGAAAAGUGGAAUUUUAGCAGCAGAAUCUAUUUUUAAUCAACUAACUAGUGAAAAUCUCCAAUCAAAGACAAUAGGACUCCAUGUAACUGAAUAUGAGGACAAUUUGAAGAACUCAUGGGUAUGGAAAGAGCUAUAUUCUGUUAGAAAUAUAAGACCGUCCUGCCACGGAGUACUGGGUGUAUAUGGAGGGAUGAUUUACACUGGAAUCUUUUACUGGAUAUUGAGAGGAAUGGAGCCAUGGACUCUGAAACAUAAAGGUUCUGACUUUGAACGGCUCAAGCCAGCCAAGGAUUGCACACCUAUUGAGUAUCCAAAACCCGAUGGACAGAUCAGUUUUGACCUCUUGUCAUCUGUGGCUCUGAGUGGUACUAAUCAUGAACAUGACCAGCCGGCACAUUUAACCUUAAGGGAUGACAGUAUACCUGUAAAUAGAAAUCUGUCGAUAUAUGAUGGGCCCGAGCAGCGAUUCUGUCCUGCAGGAGUUUAUGAAUUUGUACCUGUGGAACAAGGUGAUGGAUUUCGGUUACAGAUAAAUGCUCAGAACUGUGUACAUUGUAAAACAUGUGAUAUUAAAGAUCCAAGUCAGAAUAUUAACUGGGUGGUACCUGAAGGUGGAGGAGGACCUGCUUACAAUGGAAUGUAAACUGCAGCUAGCCAGUUUCUUUAAAGUAUGGCAAGCUAACUUUAAAAGUUUAGAGAUUAACAGAUGUCAAAAUGUCUUUCUGCAUAUUACUGAACAGUCACAAAAUGAUUAUCAAAUAAAAAUUUUAUACUAUAUCUAAGAUUGUCCCAUAAAAAA
Molecule: messenger RNA, 2493 nt
Organism: Nomascus leucogenys (northern white-cheeked gibbon)
Lineage: Eukaryota; Metazoa; Chordata; Mammalia; Primates; Hylobatidae
Gene: ETFDH
Product: electron transfer flavoprotein dehydrogenase
Exons: 14
Coding region: 667-2337 (556 amino acids)
Biological process (GO): electron transport chain
Cellular component (GO): mitochondrial inner membrane
Molecular function (GO): iron-sulfur cluster binding; electron-transferring-flavoprotein dehydrogenase activity
Source: RefSeq, a predicted model, not a curated record